Zootoca vivipara (common lizard) is the source of this 2426-nucleotide messenger RNA. RefSeq names its product endothelial cell surface expressed chemotaxis and apoptosis regulator (gene ECSCR). Gene Ontology annotation, cellular component: plasma membrane; cytosol. Gene Ontology annotation, biological process: negative regulation of angiogenesis; positive regulation of endothelial cell apoptotic process; positive regulation of proteasomal protein catabolic process. The record is from RefSeq and is a predicted model, not a curated record. Lineage: Eukaryota; Metazoa; Chordata; Lepidosauria; Squamata; Lacertidae.
AGGCUGUUUUUGGUUGGAAACUAGUGAAAAGAAUGUCUCCAGGUACCUCUGGUAAGAAUGUUAGGAGUCAUUCUGCAAAGAAACGGAAAAGAGGAUUGUAACUUUAAGAACCUUUUCUGUGAAUUCUGGGUGUGGUUUUCUAGGCUGAUUAGACACAGCUGGUGAUGUGUUUAAAAGAAAAGAAGUCGCAGUUUGAAUUUUGCCUGCCGGGAGAGAACACCCACAUGGUUCGCGUUUGUUGUUUUUGUAUAGCUGUAACAAAACCUUUGUUUGAGCGUUUUACACCGGUCUUGUGGUUAUGUCUGCCACCAGAAGAAAAACCACCUCCAUCAAAGAAAUACUACGGACAUAGAAGCCCUUGGACAAUCAGCACAUGCAGACAAACUUCUCUCCUGGUUGUUUUUUGUUCUCCCCGACUGCAGAAUGGACAGAGCUGCAGGUUUCUGAGGAGUGACAUGUGGAAGACAUAAUGAUAACUUUACAUUUUUUGAUGUUUUUUUGGUUAUGGGACUCUGUUCUUCUUCAAGAGUCUGUGCCCAAGAAAAAUGGAAGCUUCAUCCAGCCAUCCUCAGCAGUUUCCACAGGUAUAUAUAACGGGACCACCUCUCCCACGAAAGGUCUCCUGUAUGUAAAUACAGAUUUUCUCACUAUCCCUUCCCCUACAGAAGAAAAAUCAGCAGCACUAACAGUGGCAGCGUCUGGUGUUAUCAGCUUCAUUGCCAUUCUGGUGGUGAUUGUACUUAUCCUGGUCUGUGUGGUCAGCCUAAGAUUCAGGUGUCGUCACUGCAAAAAUGUGGAAGAUAAACAAAAACAUCAACAUCCAAUGGUAUCUUACAGCUGCUCUGAUGCUGAAGCUGCAGUUGGCAAGAAAAAUGUCAUGCUGGUCUCCAUGAAAGACUUAAACAUAAGCAACAGCCAAGGUGCUGCAAAAUGUAUUACACAUGAAAAUUGAAGAAACGUUUUAAAAAUGUGUGACUUUAUUUUUAAUCAGUGUGGGGGAAUGCUGUAAGGUAUUUGUUAUUCUGUUUGGGAUAUAAACGCAUGAAGCCGCUUUGUAAAUCAGACCAGUGAUUAAUCUAACCUAAUAUUGUAUACUCUUCAACUUAAGGUAAUUCUCCAACGUAUCUGAUCCUUUAAAUGCAAAUACUGGAUAUUUUACCUGGAACUGUUGUCUCCUAAAUGCAAAACAUGCACUGUACUAUUGAGGUAUGGUCCUUCUCAGCUUUCAACUGGCCAAGAAACCUCUAUUUUUCCUUUGAAAAGUACUCAUAUUGAUGAAAAAAAUUGACCAGUCACUGCUCCCUUACUCUAAGUUCAUUUCAUUGUGGUAGUUGUUAAUUUGGCAUAUUUUAAUUUCAAUGGAGCACACAAAAUUUAUUUCUCAGGAGAAGGAAGUUGGGUGCAGACAGCCACAUUUUAAUGUACAAGCAACUUCUCAUUUGCUUACCUGUGCUCGAAGCCUUGCCCUUGCAUCCCCCCUGCAGAAGUGAGCUUGAAGUUCCUGGCAGAUGCUUGUGUUUGAAAUCCUGGGCAGAGUAUCUGAAAGGGGAAUCUGAAAAGAUAAAUAUCGCCUAUCUGCCCUUUAUUAUUUGUGUUUAUCUUGGCUGUUGAGUUGCCUUUUUAUGCAGAGCUCUCCAUCAUCAAAGUCCCCUCCUGAGUAUUCUUGAAUUGAUGCCAAAGUGAUGCCUUAAUGUCUGAGAGCAAAGUUCCCUGGCUGGGUUUUUUAUACUCCUGGUCAUGUAUUUCUAACAUUUGCAAAGAAUCCUGUCUUCACAUGCAGCUGGAGAAGGGUUUGGAGGGAGGGGGAUCUUCAUUAACUUUCUUUCCAAAGGUAACAUCACACCAUAGUUGUGGUUAGGACCAAGUCAACAGUGUGAUGCAGCAGCUAAAAAAGCCAAUGCAAUUCUGGGCUGCAUCAAUAGGAGUAUAGCAUCUAGAUCUAGGGAAGUAAUAGUACCACUGUAUUCUGCUCUGGUCAGACCUCACCUGGAGUACUGUGUCCAGUUCUGGGCACCACAGUUCAAGAAGGAUACUGACAAGCUGGAACGUGUCCAGAGGAGGGCAACCAAAAUGGUCAAAGGCCUGGAAACGAUGCCUUAUGGGGAACGGCUUAGGGAGCUGGGUAUGUUUAGCCUGGAGAAGAGAAGGUUAAGGGGUGAUAUGAUAGCCAUGUUCAAAUAUAUAAAAGGACUAGCUGACCCGGCCACGCGUUGCUGUGGUUCUUUCCUGUGAUUCCCCCCACUCUGUCCGGACACAUGACUUAUCCUGCCCCCUCCUCCCCCCACCCCCUGGUUCAUCCCUGUGACUGGCCCCACUCUGUCCUGACCAAUGAGCUAUCAAGUCCCCUUCUCCCCCCACUCCCGUGGCACAUCCCUGUCACUGGCCCCACCCUGUCCUGACUCAUGAGCUAUCGACCCCCCACCCCC